Messenger RNA from Apis laboriosa (Himalayan honeybee), 1034 nucleotides. RefSeq names its product mitochondrial import receptor subunit TOM22 homolog (gene mge). Gene Ontology annotation, biological process: intracellular protein transport. The transcript is spliced from 4 exons. Lineage: Eukaryota; Metazoa; Arthropoda; Insecta; Hymenoptera; Apidae. The coding region runs from base 104 to 535 and encodes 143 amino acids. The record is from RefSeq and is a predicted model, not a curated record. Gene Ontology annotation, cellular component: mitochondrial outer membrane.
CGCAAAUACAAUUUAGAAACUUCCGCGACCAUAGCAAAGUUGUUCCGCAUCUACUUUACACCGGUGUGAAUUGCUGUACAUAUAAUAUUUAUCUCAACAUACGAUGUCUAGAGUAGACGAAGUCGAAGAAGUAGAUCAAUCGGCGGACAGCGGCAUGGGUAGUAGCGACGCACAUUCUCCCGAGGUGAAAUCGCUUUUUCCCGAUGACGAGGAUGACGAAGAGGAUGAAAGCUUGGCAGAAAGAUUAUUGGGACUUACGGAAAUGUUUCCGGAAGAAGUACGUAAUUUGGGAUAUAACGUCGGUACUUGUUUAUGCAAUUGUAUGAAAGGGUUAUACGCAUUUUCAUGUUCAGCAGCAUGGUUAUUCUUCAGUUCAUCAGCCAUUUUAUUUGCACCUAUAUUGUUCGAAAUAGAACGAGUGCAAAUGGAGGAAGCACAACGCACUCAACAAAAACAGGUUUUAUUAGGUCCUAGUAAAGCCAUGUCAGGCGUAAGCGCUUCGAGUCUUCCAAUGGCUCCACCGGUUCAGCAAUAAUAGCAAUGAUACCGUCGAUGUUGUAUUCGAAUCACCAGAAGUCCAUCGUUCCGUUCACCGUUUAUAUUUAUAUUAGUAUAACAACUCCAAUUCUAAUAUCUCAUAAACACAUCCAUAAGAUUAUCAUAUAUUAUUCAUCGUAAAAAAUUCAAAUCAAAUAGUACAGAAAAGAACGAAACGAAUCAUAAUAUUAUAUUAUUAUACGUCACACAAUAUAUCGACGCUAUCGAUAUUCUCUUUCGCUUUCUAAAUUUUACGAGAAUUUUUUUUUUUUUUUUUUUUUUUUUUAAACUAUAAAAUUACGGGCAUUUUAUCACGUCAUGAAACGUUAAACGUAGCAAUAUCUAGUUACGAAAUAUUAGUAAAAUUGUAACAUUCGAUUAUGUAUGUAACGCACCUUUACGAAUAAAAUAAUCAAAUCCUUUCAUAACAUUAGCAUCUAUCUAAGGUAUCAAAUGUUAUUGUAAUAUAAGACGUUGAAUAAAGUUAUUACAAAGGA